This is a messenger RNA of Opisthorchis viverrini, 7472 nucleotides long. RefSeq lists its product as hypothetical. The transcript has 19 exons. The record is from RefSeq and is a predicted model, not a curated record. Gene Ontology annotation, molecular function: GTPase activator activity; protein binding. Lineage: Eukaryota; Metazoa; Platyhelminthes; Trematoda; Opisthorchiida; Opisthorchiidae. Bases 1 to 7098 code for a protein of 2365 amino acids. Gene Ontology annotation, biological process: intracellular transport. Gene Ontology annotation, cellular component: cytoplasm; nuclear pore.
AUGUUGAAAAGUAGGCGCCAGGUUGAUCGGUAUGUUUCGCAUCUAUUGUCGAGGUGCAGCUCAGCCGACGAACGUAAGGCUCUGGGCUUGAAAAUCGCAAAUUUGUACAUUGAUGUGAAAGAGUACAACGUUGCGAAAGGAUACUUGGAGCGGUAUCUUCAAGUAAAUAAGGAGUCUGCCGAUGCAGUCAACCUACUUGCCUGGGUAAAUGAAGUAAUUGCUCGUCCGUUGGGAGCGAACGAGUUAAGAUCCACACUCAACGGGAACUAUUUUGGUACGAAUGUAUGUGAACAGUCGGGCGGUGAAGUAAUACCUCACCUCCCAUCACAGACCACAAAAGGAUUUUCAUGUGACACAUUGGACAUCCUCAAGGCACAGCUGCUAAACGAUCCAACAAACGCGGAUAUUUGUAUGCGGUUUAUCAAAUUAUCAGUAAAGCAGGGACUGAUCAAAGAAGCCGUCGAACACUGUACUGAUUGCUUACAAGCUGGUUACCACAACAAUUCAUCGCCUUGGUUCAACUGUUUCAUUGGCUUCCUUGAGAGUUUGGCAGACAACUCAGAGCUUUAUAAGCUGUUUCGUGCUUUGGGACGUAUGAUGUUGGUCCGGAUAACCUCUCCAACCUCAUGCUUGUCGGACCUACGUACAAAUUUGGAGUCCCUCUCCAGGUCUCUCGAUUGCUUGUCUUCGGAUGCGGAAUCAUCGUUUAUGCGUAAUGAGGGUGAAGCUUGGCUUUACUUUUAUACAGCAGUUUAUUCACACCGCCGUUUUCGUGACCUUGGUGGUGAUUCGUAUUGCGAGGAUGUGAUGCAUCAGUUUUAUCGUCGGACUGUUGAACGAGCAGAAUCAACUACUUGGCCAUGUGGAAUUUUGCCACCGGCCAUCUGGAAACGCCUGCACCAAUAUCGUCAAGAACACCAUAUUCAGUCAAUGUGGCUUCUACGCAGGUAUCCCUCAACUUAUCCGGAAAAUCCUCUGAAUUCUUUGUCGUGGAAUGAGUUGUUGGAUUUAGUACACGGGGAGAUGAAAGAAAACAGACCAGUUCAGAGCAGCCAGCUAAAUGAAAGUACCGUGUCUGCAACCAAGGAUGUUAGUCUGGAUGCUACAGAACAUUUACUACAAACCUCUCACAAAACUGUGCUCAUGUCCCCAGAAAACUUGUCGUUGAUACUUUGGCUCUGUGCUCAACUGUCUGACAUGUCCUCAGAGUUGAAAGACAACACCUUGUCUAACGGACGUGUAGAGUUUCUCUCACAACUUGUAUCAACAUGUUUCCCGGGUUUGGAUGUGUCAAACUUGCCACUGCCGUUCACUGAGUCCCAGAACGCCGUCGCUGUUCCCGCGGAUACUACGUGCCAGCUGGAUUUGGUAUGUUUUUUGUUGGCUGCAUUCUUACAGGCAGCCAUACGUAGUUUGGCUGGUACUUCUUCGAGCACAGGCGUCGGAUCACAAUGGGUCAAGUCUCCGGUUUGCAUAACACCAACCGUAUUACAGCCAAAUGUCGCUCAAAAACAGUGGUGGACAGCAUGUCUGAGGGUGACACUCCCUCACACAGCAGAAAAUACUGUGCGACCGAUGCGAACUCCGCCUAUCUUUAACUGCGGUUUGAAUCAACUUCGCCUGGUUGCUCGUCCGGCGCGCUGUUUUGGUAAACAGUCUGGUAUCUUCCCGACGGCGCUGUUGUUUCGAGUGGCUAGCGCUCUCACCUUCCUAGCAGACAAGGCAUCUGGGACGGAGCGGAAGCAUCUAAUUGAAGAUUGGGCUGCAGGCUAUUGGCAAGCCGCUUUACAAUACCAGGCCUUCGGUAUUCCACCUCCGCUGCACACCAACACGUUAGCAAAAACCCGUACGGUUCCUGCGUGCUCGGGCACAUACACUGUCCUGAGCGACAGGAUGCAACUUUCUAGUCGUGCGUCACCCGGCUACAGUUUGCCCACGAUGGAUAGCCCUGGAUCCCAGCAAAUCUAUCAUGUCUUGUUCAAUUUACCGUCGGACUGUAACUGGUGGUUGGGGGUUCAAAAUCCGGACAGUUCGAAGGAGGUCGAGUGGUAUUGGUUCAACUAUGGGGUCUGCUGUUUGCUCACACAAUUAACGCGACGAUCGAAAGAGAGCGGCUGCGUUUCGGAUGAUGGAAAGGCUAUUCUGCGUCGGCUGAUACGCUUGUUAGAUGGUUUUGAUGUCCACUUGAGUCGUGAAGCAUACAGGCUAGGAGGACAGCUGCUACUAACCUGCACUCCGGAAAAUCGAGUCCUUGGCUAUGACGAAGCAAAUGCUUAUGCUGAUAAUGUGAGCAAUUCGGUAGCCGGGGAUCCUCUGAACAACGCGCAGCGUGCUCGGUUUUAUUUGGAGCAUUCGUCGCAAUCACCCCUAACCAUCGAUAACCGUUCACCUGCGGAUUGGCACACACCCCAGUCCGUCAGCAAGAACACACCGUUCCGUUUUCGGCCAUCUACUUGGACAGACUCGGUUUCUACCAGUCUCAUUGUCAACCGGUCAUCUUCUCCUGGUAAUUCUAUCCUGGGUUCCCGUCUCAAUGACACGGUUGAGUUUCCGUACAUUCAUUCACCGCGUACACCUCACGCCAGUGGUAGGCGCCUGGGUAAUCGACAGCCGGACGAAGAUUUCAGGGUGGAGGAUAAAACACAUGCAAAUAUACGUCUAAUUGUACCGGCUGCUGCUGAAUCAACGGACGAACUAGACUCUUCGCAGUAUGAUGUUCUUAGCCGGUCUCAGGAAAUGCUUAUGUCAAGUUUCCUCAGUACCUGGCAAAGUUUAGUGAAUGGUCUUUCUUGCCAACUGGCUGAAACAAAAGCCGAAUUGUCUCGGAGCCGUCAGCUUAACGAACAGCUAUCGAAACAACUGAACGAUACGAGCAAACAAUUGGCCGAGGCGAUUAACAAGUUUGUUGAAUGCCAAGAGAAAUUAAGCAAGCAGUCGAAUCAGUCUUCCACCGCAGCCGCUAACUCCGAUAACUUUACCGAUGCUAUAAAGCUUCUUCAGAGUCCGAUCCGUGAUCUCUCCCUAGCCAUUAACGAUCUACGACGUUGGCUACCGGAGGGCAUGGCCGCGGCUGCCAGUGCAGCUGUUAGCGCGCAUUUUUCACCACAGAUUUCCACGUCCAGAGCAGUGUUUAAUAGCGCAGAAGCUGCAGCUCUCAUGCAGUUUUGCGGACCGAAUGCUCCAUUUGCGACAUUCAAUCAGAUACCCGUGCAGUCUGUCCCCGUCAGCUGGCGGACGCCAUUCUUCCAUCCCGCAAGUAACAAUCCUGUCCAUGUACCUGCUGAAUUUAAACCUCGAGCACCUAGUGGUGGGAUUGCAGCUACUCAUGUCUCAUCCACAGUUCAACAAAAUGGUGGAGUUGAUUUCGUCACCCAUCAAUCCGAUCAAACAACCGGCCUCACACGUCAGCCAAACUCUUUGCUUGCGUCUGCUUCGCUAUUUCCUGGAACCUCUGCACCCUCCACCUGGGAGAACUCGCCUCUUCGACGGGAUACUGUUCCCAAGCCAUCUGGCAGACCAGAUGUAACCGAACAGUCGUUCCUCACCGCGUCAAUCACUCCACCGAUUCGACCCACUAGUGUGGUUCAGUCUCCAGCCCAGUUGACUUUCGGCUCAGAUCGUCCCCGCCAGGAUCCAAACACUUCGGCUUCCCCGUCCACUCACGGUUCUCGACCACAAAUCGGUUCUAGUACUGACAGCCCUAAUCAAACUCACGGUUCUCGACCACAAAUCGGUUCUGGUACUGACAGUCCUAAUCACCCUGCUCAGCCCGUUGUAACAAAUGCUCCUACGGAACCUAAGCCGCUGCAUAAUCUUGGAUUAUUUCAGCCCUCAACAGUUAGUGCCACAAUGUCUUCACGGACCGCACCCAUUGAAACAAAAGGAACCCUAGCAUCUGCGAGCACACCGGCAAAACCAUCUUUGUUUGGACUGGAAAACCUCAGUACCUCGGGCUCCACUCCUAGUAGCAUCAGUUUGUCAUCUUCGACGAAACCUUUCGGACACAGCUCGCCACAGCAGGCCAACGGUGGUAGUGUGAAGUCGCCGUCAACCUCUCGCAAUGAAGAGGACUCGGACCAGUGCCCGGAAGCGUACGAACCCAAGGUCGAUUUCACGCCAGUUGUGAGUUCUUUACCAGAUUUAAUCGAACAAUAUACGGGAGAGGAAAAUGAGGAACGUUUGUUCGCUGAUCGUGCUCGUCUUUUUCGCUUCGAUAAACCGACUGGAUCAUGGAAAACUCGUGGCGUUGGUGAGAUGCGCAUUUUGCAUGAUAUAGGAGGUGACAAAUAUAGACUUGUGAUGCGUCGGGACCAAGUGAAGAAACUGUGUGCCAAUCAUGCGAUAACGAGCAAUGUACAUGUGACGAUUAGUACUAAAGAUCCUAGAAUGGCUAUGUGGGCCGUACGAGAUUACGCCGAAUGUCCCGAAGGAAAAGACGAAACAUUUAUGAUUCAGUUCAAAUCCACUGAGUUACUUCAGCAAUUUAUAGACGUUGUGCGCGAAUGUGUUACCAAGUGCGCAAGCAAAAGUGCACCCGCGCCAUCGACCACAACUGCGGCAUCUUCUGUCACGACCGUCCCUAAGUCAAAUCCUCAGGAGGCUCACAGGGAGGAAACGAUCGAUUUGAAUGCUAAAUUCGGUCCAAAACCGGGCGAAUGGAAUUGUUCUGUCUGCUUGGUGCGAAAUGCACCUGGCACCAGUAAAUGCGUCGCUUGUCAGACGGUAAAGCCCGUCAAUCCUAACGAAACACCAAAGUCUGAACCUGCUCCUGCCAAAGAUCCUCUGCUUCUAAAGUUUGCCCCUCAGCCUGGUUCGUGGGAUUGUCCAACUUGCAUGCUCCAUCACACCAGCACAGUCCAAACAUGUCCGGCAUGUAACACUGCCAAACCAAAUAGUGGUAGUUCAGCCCAGUCUUCCAAGGCACCCUCAUCUACACAGCUGUUUGGAGGCUUCGUCAUGGGUGGUGGAGGGUUCGUCUUCGGUCAACCGAAACCUACAUCAUCCACAACUGAUACUGCAACCGUCACCUCAUCCAAGCCCUUGUUCAGCUUUGUUGGUAGUGCGUCGAAGCCGACCACUUUGUUCACCCCGUCUCCACCACAGGGCUGUGCCACAACAAAAGUGGUUUCGAGCACUGAAUCGCUAGCAGCCGAUACAAAGCCGUUAUCAUCAAGUUUUACUAAACCGUCGGUUUUUUAUUUCGGGAGGGACCCCACAUCUAGCACUCCAGCCACAGGUCCUUGUGUGGAAUCUGAGAAAACGGAUAAAGCUGGGGGUGCUUUCGCAUCUCUGAACCUUCUCAAUGGUCUGGGUAAAACUAGUGGAUUCAGUUUCAAUUUCGGUUCCAGUAAAACUGAAAAGGAUACCAGUAAAACCGUUACUAGUCCAACGAAAGGCGGUGACAAUCUGGACACAGAUCAGGUAGAGUUAGUCGAUGAGGAGAAGCUAACAUUUAAACCAGCUUUGGCGGUGAUGCCAGACAAGGUAGUGCUCCGCACUGGUGAAGAAAAUGAAGAUAUCAUAUUUUGUGAACGGGCCAAACUUUAUCGAUGGGACGUAUCGGUCUGGCGUGAACGAGGAGUGGGCGAGCUAAAAUUACUCCGUAACCCAUCUACUGGCUCAGUGCGUUGUUUGAUGCGGCGUGAUCACGUGCUCAAAGUUUGCUGCAACCAUCCCAUCACAUCUGGUAUGCAGCUUAAACCGAUGAGUGCAACUGAUGGACGCGCUUGGACGUGGUGGGCAAUCGAUUUCACUGAACCUUCACCGGAUGAAGCGAUGAAUAAGUCCAUGGACCGCAGCCUAUCCAUUGACGUCGCUGGUGGUAGGCCAGAAACUUUUGCUGUUCGAUUCAAAACGACAGAACAUGCUCAGCUGUUUAAGGAUAUUUUCAGCGACGCGGUGGCAAAAGCGGAGAAGUCCAAAUCAAGUACUGCUACACAGGAGUUGGCGACGAAAAUCCAGACCGUUGAUUUAGACGUUCAGAACGAACCUUCCGAUUCGGACGAUGUAUGCGUAGUUGAGAAGCCUCCCGAGGUGACUGAAGAGCAGCUGUCGCGCGCCCGGCAACUUCGGUUACCCGAUGAGUUCUAUGCAUUCGAAAACGGUUGUGUUUCUGGCGAGGCAGAACCAUUAACUGAACAAGAGGAAGCCGAAGAGGAUGCUUUGUUAGAAGCUGCUGUUCGAAGGGCGGUCAACGCUUGUCAACGGCCUGCUAAUUCUGGUGAAUCUGAGAGUGACCGUGUACCCAAGACCGAAGGGGCUGGUGCGUUUCCUACUGUUUCCAGUCAAGGCGACACUGCACCCACUCCUACACCAUCUGUAUCUACUUCUUCAGGAGUUCCCGGUUUCACCAAUGGCACAACCACAGGUUUAUUGGUUUCAUCGGGAGGAACUCAACUGAACUCAGCAUUCGAUGGCUUCUCCCAAUCGGCUGGAAAGCUGCUGGAUUUUUCUUCGCUGAGCGCAAACUUAUCUUCCGACAGCAAGCCUACUUGGGGUUCUCCAUCAGCUGAGUCCAAGACACAGCAGAGUGUUUGGCCUAGCGCAACAACCCCCAUGUUUGCAGCACAUACAAAGAAACAUGAGGUGGAGAAUGGAACAGAGGAGUCCGGGGAACAAGAUCCCCAUUAUGAACCCAUUAUCUCACUGCCAGAACUCGUUCAGACAAAAUCCGGAGAGGAAUCAGAACUGUGUCUAUUCUUUGGGCGUUGUCGUGCCUACCGAUUUGUGGAUGGCGCUUGGAAAGAGCGAGGUGUGGGCAAUAUCAAAGUUCUAAUCCAACCUCAGUCCGUUCCCAAUGGAUGUAAACUUGGGUCGAAGGAAAUCGUGCCAAACGACGUUGAUCUCGGUGUCGUUGACCGUUCUCGACUCCUGAUGCGGCGUGACCAGGUGUUGAAACUUUGUAUAAAUCAGCUGAUUGGAUCGGACGUUCCAAUGUUCAAGCCAAUGGGUAACACUGGCUUGUGCUGGAUUGGGGAAGAUUACAGUGAAGGUUCAGCCGUUCGUGAAACCUUUGCGGUCCGCUUCAAGGAUGAAACAGAGCUUGCCAGUUUCAAGGCGGCAGUAACUCGUGCACGGAACCUGCUGAAGAAAAUCUAACGAUGUGCUUCAAAACUUCACUCAGAUUAGUGGUAAGUACUUUGUUUCAAUAAAUGGGUUGUUGCCUGAAUAUUUUUCUUCAUUCCGCCAUUUUAUUUGACGAUGUCUUCUGCUUCACACUCCAGGUCAACUCAGUACCGGUUGCAUGGUCGCCCUGUGUCGUGUCUGAACAGAACUCCUUCCAGGAUCACUUUUCCCAUUUUUGGUACAUGACACUAACCCUAUGUAUUUUCCUAUCAAUUUUUCAUCCGGUCAUCCACGCACAUGCAUACUGCAUCGCCAUCACUCAUUGGUCUUCUACAUUGUGCGUGCUAUGCGGCUUGUCUGUAGUACUGCUGAUUACGUCCAAACCAAGAUGUUAUACUAUGACGACA